AUGGCGUCGUCGGGCGGACGGACAUUGCGGGUGACGGCCACAGGCUCCAACAUGACCACCGAGCGGAAGAAUAAGGGUGCGACGUGGCUGGAGGCAUGGACAGACGCCAUUGCCGGCUUGCGGACACGACCGGCUUGCAUGGCUCUCGGCGACAUCCAUGGGAACGGCGAGUCUUCGUUGGUGGUCGGCGACUUCAGCAAAGUCCUCAAGGUCUUUACUGGCAAGGCUCUGGCGCACGAGUCGCGCUUGCUGGAUCCUCCCACGGCGGUGGUCACGUUUCACAUCGGUGCGUCUGGCGGUGGCGGCGGUGGCGGCGGCGGCGGUGGGGCCGGUGCCGGCAGCUCGGCGGUUGGUGCGGCGUCGGCGGCGGUGGCAGUGGCAUCAGGCGACGCGGUCUACGUCUUUCGCAACAUGCACCCGUACUACAAGUUUUCGCUCCCACCGGCACCGCUUGUGCCCGGCGAGACCGAGCUGUGGGCCAAGAUGCGGCAGCAGCCGCCGACGGUCGACCUGGCCGACGCUGCGGCCGAGCUGCGCGCGCUGUACGACACUGCGCCACACGACGCGCUCUCGUUCCUCUCUCUCGACGUGAUGCAGUGCAGUUCGCCGAGCGAGAUCGAGGCGUACAUCGACAAGACGCGCGGGGUGGCGCUGGAGCGACCGGGCGUUAUCACGUGCAUGGCGACGCUCCAUCGCAACUUUGACGACGACGCCGACAAGACCAUGCUGGUCAUCGGGACCGAGGACCGGCGGGCGCUCAUUCUCGACGCCGCGUCGCGUGGACUAGAGAUUGCUGUGCAGGUCUCGCUGCCGUCGGCGCCGGCGUUUGUGGCGGUGGCCGGCCAGUACUCGGUCGGCUACCGCAUCACCUUUGCCUGCCGCAACGGACGGGUGUACACGCUCAAGGCUGGGCGCUGCAGGGCAAGGCCAUCGAGCUCGAACGGUGCUGGUGGGACGGCCGACGCCAAGGUCCACGCCUUUCACGCCAAAGGCAAGAAGCGGUACUCGCUCCACUUUGACUCGCCCAUUCUCUCGAUGGCCAAGAUCUUUCUCAAGAUGCGCAAUCUGACCUCGCUGGCAGUGGCGCUGGCCUCGGCCGAGCUGCGGAUCUUCUCGGGCCGGGCCCUGGUCUCUGUGGUCCAGCUCAACUCACCGGCGGCCGGCAUGGUCUUUGGAUGCUACCACCGCGAGCAGCGGACGCUGCUUAUUGCGCACGAGUCCGGGGCGCUCUCGGUCAAGAUGCUCCCGCGCUCGCAAGUCUCUGCACUGACCUCAUCGGCAGGAGCGACGGGCCCGCUGGCCGAGCAAACCGUUCCGCUCGCCCUUCCGCAGCGGACGCAGGUCUGGCUGGACCAGGCUAAGCGUGAGCACUCGGCCGCACUCGGUAUGCACCAGACGUACCAGAAGGCGCUCUUCCAGCUCAAGCUCAACACCCUUCGCGAGUACGUCAAGCUCCUGCAGCAGUCGGCCGGCACGUCGGCGUCGGUGACGGCGGCGGCGCUGCCGUCGGCGAGCGAUAGCGAGGCCGCGCACCACGCGCCGCAGGUCACUCUAUCGCUCCGGCUCCUGGCCCAGAUUGUGGGCCUCGGCCCGUCUUUCCUUGUCAAGAUCACCGUGACCAACUCGUCGCCGUCGGCCGCUUCGGGCCUCUCGGUCGUCAUCGGGCACAACCCCGAAGUGUAUAGCAUGCCGCGGUCUAUUCUUCCACUCCCGCUCCUGGUUCCAGGCGUGCCCUACGUCCUUGCUCUCCAGCUCAAGUGUCUGGUCGAGGGAGCCUCGGACGCCAUCACCGCUCUUGUCGUCAACUCGGGCUCGGACGUCCCGCUCAUCUCGUACAAGCUCCAGGUUCCUGUUGCUGAAGUCAUGCUCGAUAUUUAG
Thecamonas trahens ATCC 50062 is the source of this 1878-nucleotide messenger RNA. Its product is annotated as bardet-Biedl syndrome 1 protein. The coding region runs from base 1 to 1878 and encodes 625 amino acids. The transcript has 3 exons. Gene Ontology annotation, biological process: protein localization to cilium; non-motile cilium assembly. The record is from RefSeq and is a predicted model, not a curated record. Gene Ontology annotation, molecular function: smoothened binding; patched binding. Lineage: Eukaryota; Apusomonadida; Apusomonadidae. Gene Ontology annotation, cellular component: axoneme; BBSome; centrosome.